AUGAUUGACAACAAGUAUUUCGUGGAACGCCAAAUCGGCAUGGGAGGAAGCUCUAGGGUGUAUUUGGCAACUGAUUCAGAUGAAAAUAAGGUGGCUAUAAAGACAAUCAGAGCUGAGAAGAACUACAAGAAAUCAUCUGCCACGAAUAUGCUUCAGAAAGAAUAUGAUGUGCUCAUGAAAUUGUCGAAUCAUCCGAAUGUAGUGAACGUCAUUGAUUACAACCAUCAUGGAGAGUCGAGUAUUGGAAACAAAGUAGAAAAGAUUAUGUACAACGUGCUUGAGUUCGCAGAAAAUGGUACAUUGGGUCGGUUUAUACGCCACACAGGUGCCAUUGAGGAACCUAUAGCAAGAUUGUUUAUUUUACAAAUUUUAGAUGGUAUUAAGUUCCUUCAUAAACAAGAUCACGCUCACCUGGAUAUCAAACUUGAGAAUAUUUUGUUAGACAAAUAUUACAACAUCAAGGUUGCAGAUCUUGGAUCGUGAUCAGAUGUGUCUAUGACAGGAGGCUACGCUACUGUCAGGAGAGGUACGACUAAUUAUAUGGCUCCUGAAGUUUCAAAUCUCAAAUCAAGAAAAAGAUUUGAUGCUAAAGCAGCAGACAUUUAUUCACUCGGAGUUACUUUUUAUCUCAUAUUGACUGGAGAGUUCCCUAAAGUGCAUGAUCUAGAGAAAUCUGUAGUUGAUAGAGAUGAAGAUGUAGCUUAUACUUGUGGAUCAGACCGAGAAAUGUCACUGGACUGUGAGAUGACUGACGACUCCCUUCCUGCUAGCAACUUGAUGCAUCUUUCUAAGGAGGUACGGAUCCUUCUUUACUCCAUGCUUAACGAAGAUCCUUCGAAAAGACCUGAUAUCCAGCAAAUUCUGGAUAAUUCUUGGUGCUAUUGCCCCUUAGAUGAAGGUCUUCUCGAAGAAGCUUACACAGAGAUGGAGUACAGAAGAAGGUAUAUCCAAAAGAACCUUCUGUGCAAGAAGAAACGUUAAGGUUGUUAGCUAACUCUUUAUAAAUAAUCAUAUUGAGCAAAGUUGUAG
This is a messenger RNA of Moneuplotes crassus, 1029 nucleotides long. The record is from the annotation of a GenBank genome assembly. NCBI's taxonomy places the organism in Eukaryota, Ciliophora, Spirotrichea, Euplotida, Euplotidae.